AUGGAGCAGAGUCCCAAGCGACGCAAAGUCUUUCACCAGGGCGACUCCAGGAUCGCGGCCAAUAUUGCGACUGCGAGUCCAUUCGUCUUGCAGACGGACGAGCUUCUAAAGGAGGUCAAGGUUGACUAUUCCGAGGCCUUGGAUGGCGCCGACACACUACUGCAUAAGAUCAGGAACCUGAUCGGAGGCAUUGAGUCUCACGGCCCUAUUCCGAUCGCCGAAGCCACGCGCAAAUUCCAAAAGACUCAUCGCAUAAAGAUUCCUUACCCGGAACCGAAGCCCGCCGAAGAUGCGCCGUAUAAGCUCUCCUACGAAAAGCCCGCGACUUACAACGUCGUUGGAAGUUAUGUUUCGAGAACUAUGGUCCAGGCUCAGGCCAACAAGGGCGUUGAUAUGAUUGUGCAGAUGCCCGCCUCGCUUUUCCAAGAGAAGGAUCACCAAAACAUGCGCUACUUUUACCGGAGAGCGUACUACAUUGCCUAUAUCGCGGCGAACUUGCGUAAGGAGCUCGGAGAGUCGGCUGGCUUGGAGUUCGAGUACCUGAACGGAAACGCCCUCUUGCCUGUCCUUUCAGUCAGGCCUGCGGCAACAUCCAAUCUAGGCGACGAGAGCGAUGGAAAGAAACAAACCAAGGCGGAAUAUGUCAUUCGGGUCAUUCCCUGCGCUCCCGAAGGGGUUUUCCCCAAGACAAAGCUGAACCCGUCGUUCAACAGCAAUAGAAGUGGACAGACUAACGCCAAGGAUCCCAAUGCCGCAACACCGUUCUACAACUCAACGAUCAAGGCCGAAGACACAUUCAUCACGUAUCUCCGUGUUCUGACCCGGGCCAAGACAGAAUGCAGAGCUUUUGCGGACGCUUGCAUUCUCGGAAGGAUCUGGCUUCAACAACGGGGCCUUGGUAGUUCGCUAUCUAAGGGCGGUUUUGGUCACUUUGAGUGGGCCACCAUGAUGGCACUGCUCUUACAGACAGGUGGACGAAACGGACAGCCAGCGCUUUCUUCGGCUCUGAGCAGUACGGAGUUGUUCAAGGCUACUGUCCAGUUCCUCGCCUCUACCGAGUUCUCCAAGAAGCCCUUCGUAUUCGGGACCUACAAGCACGGCGCCGAGGUCAUCCGCGAGAACGGCCCCGUCAUGUUUGAUCCGGAUCGCGAAGUCAACAUUUUGUACAAGAUGAGCCCUUGGUCCGCAAGUCUUCUUCACUUUCAUGCCUGCACGACCAUGGAGGUGCUCAAUGACACCCUGGCAAACCAAUUUGAGCCGACAUUUAUCACUAAAGCCGACAUGCCGCUACAGCUAUACGAUGCCAUUUUUGAGAUCCAAAACGUUGAUAGCAACUCGAAGAGCAACAACCCUGACCGCCGGGGAGCCGUCUGGGACCUCAGCUUCAAAGCAAAUGCGCUUCUCAAGAAAGCGCUGAAGGAGAGAUCCCAGCUGAUCCACUUCUGGAGCCAAGAUCCAGCGUCCUGGCCAAUCACCGGCAACCAGCCCCGGGGCCUUCCCAACAUUCAAGUUGGUAUUGUCUUCGACCCCGCCAACAUGGGACGGCUGAUGGAAUAUGGCCCAUCAGCCGAGCUGGAGAAGGAUGCCGCAAAGUUCCGUAAAUUCUGGGGCGACAAGGCUGAGCUGAGACGGUUCCAGGAUGGCAGCAUUCUCGAGUGUGUGCCAUGGACGAACAAGACGGCCGCGGGUAUUUGCGAGGAGAUUGUUCGCUAUAUCCUCCAGCGUCACCUGAGCCUCGGCGCUGGUGACCUGCGCUUCCGUGAUGCCGAACUCCCUUCGUCUUUGGACAUUUCGCCCCUGGACAAAGAAGCCUUCGAGGCGGCGAGAAAGGCUUUCGGGACCCUGGAACAAGAUAUCCGCGGGCUGGAAGACAUACCGUUGUCAAUCAGGCAGAUCUCUCCCGUGGUUCCUGAGCUCCGAUUCGCCUCGUUCAAGCCACCAUUCACACUCUCCCAGAAGACCAGUCCCCCAGCCAUGGAUGUGAACCUUUACUUUGAGGCCUCCAGCAAGUGGCCGGAAAACAUUGUCGCCAUCCAGGAAACCAAGAUUGAGUUCCUCCUGGACAUUGACCGCAGAUUACGAGCCGUCAACGACAGCAUCACAACGAGCCUGGGCCGCGACAAUGCGGCGCGCGACAUUGACAACCUGGCCUACCUGGACAUCAUUUAUGAGACAGGGGCCGCGUUCCGUCUGCGUAUCUACGCCGAACUCGAAGAGACACUCCUGGACCGCCAAGCCAAGAACAAGACCCUCAGCCCCCAGAUUAGAGCCGAAGCCGAGGAGGCUCUCUUCAACCUGCACUGGCGCUACAAGCACUUGCCUCUGCACACGCAAACGAUCACAACCUACUGCACGCGCUUCACGACCCUCUCUACAACGAUUCGCCUCGUCAAGCACUGGUUCAACGUGCAUAAGCUCGCGGGCCACGUCACCGAAGAGCUCAUUGAGCUGCUUGUCCUCCACGUUUUCCUCAACCCGCACCCAUGGAAGGUACCCUCGAGCCCCAUGUCGGGUUUCCUCCGUACACUCCUCUUCCUAUCCCAUUGGGACUGGCGCGAUGAGGCCCUUGUCGUCGACUCUUCGGACGACAUGGCGGCCGAAGACCGCGCCAUCGUCUCGCACCACCUCGAGGCCUGGCGCGCAGGCGACCCCAACAUGAACCACGCCGUCCUCUUCGUCGCCACGCCCCACGAUCACCUCGGCCUGGCCUAUACCCGUCACGGCCCCUCGAAGCUUCUUGCGACGCGCAUGACGCGCCUCGCAAAAGCCGCGAGUAGGCUCGUGAAGGAGCGAGGCAUCGCCCUCGACGCCGCCGAGCUCUUCCGCCCCUCCCUCGCCGACUAUGACGUCCUCCUCCACCUAUCCUCUUCGGCCCUGAAGCGUGUCGUCCGCGACGCUGCCUCUGAGGUCGGCACGCGCCACUCGCUCUUCAAGAACCUCGAUGAGCGUACCGGCAAAGUGCCCCUGCCCCUCGCAAGGCACCCAGCGACGGUGUUGUUGCGUGAGCUCGAGGCCGCGUACGAGGAUGCCCUCAUCUUCUUUCACGGGGCACCGGACGACGUUGUCAUUGGCGCCAUCUGGCAGCCCAAGCUCCGCAGCAGGCAGAAUUUCCGUGUCGGUCUGCCAUACAACUUCCGGCAGGUCAAGGACGCUGGCGAUGAGGAGGCUGACCCUGUCGAGGUUAACAAGCCGGCUAUCCUGCUGGAGAUUGCCAGGGUCGGUGGCGAUCUGAUCAAGCGGAUCGAGCUUACCGAAUGA
Molecule: messenger RNA, 3258 nt
Organism: Colletotrichum graminicola M1.001
Lineage: Eukaryota; Fungi; Ascomycota; Sordariomycetes; Glomerellales; Glomerellaceae
Product: nrap protein
Exons: 2
Coding region: 1-3258 (1085 amino acids)
Biological process (GO): rRNA processing; tRNA export from nucleus
Cellular component (GO): CURI complex; small-subunit processome; UTP-C complex
Source: RefSeq, a predicted model, not a curated record